Molecule: messenger RNA, 720 nt
Organism: Plenodomus lingam JN3
Lineage: Eukaryota; Fungi; Ascomycota; Dothideomycetes; Pleosporales; Leptosphaeriaceae
Source: RefSeq, a predicted model, not a curated record
AUGGCAACGCAGACGCUUCACGGAUCAUGUGCCUGCGGCCGCAAUCGCUAUGUCGUCGAGAUGCCUGCGGGCCACAUGCAGCGGGCUGAACUGCUCUACGACAACACGUCUGCCUCACGACUAUUGUCGUCCAGCCCGGCAACCAUCUUCCUCCGCGUGCCGCUGGACUGGUACACGUCCGCUACCUUUGCGCAGUACCCUGACGAGACACGCCUGAGCAUCCAACGCAGCUUUGUAUCGCCCUUUGCACCACACACUCGUCGCAAGUUCUGCGGCUACUGCGGCACACAACUCUCGUCCUGGACAGAGCGCACACGGGACGACGCCGAGCAUAUCGCAUUGACUGUGGGUAGCCUGCUGGACGAGGACCAGGCGUUGCUGGGCGACCUUGGCCUCUUGCCAGGGAGCGACAGUAGCGACGAUGAAGCCACCCUAGUAGGGUCCUCGCGCUCAAGCACGACGCGGUCUACUGCACGCCAGGUAAAUUCACCGCGCAGGGCAGGCGCGCCAUGGUUCGAAGAGAUUGUGCGAAACACCCGGCUGGGGCGCUUCAAGCAGCAACGGGGCGCGCAUACAGACAACGGCGUCCGCGUCGUGUGGGAGGUUGUCGAGUGGACCGAGGGCGAUGAUGGCGAUGGCGAUGACGAGAGCCGUACCACACUCAGCAAACGCAAGAUUGGCGAUGUUGACGUUGCUGAUGACAGCACCAUGGCUGGCUGA